CCUCGCCCGGUCGCACAAAGCCAAGGCGUAGGUAGAGAGCUCGUAUCGGCAGCGCCUUGACCAGCCGUGCUCGCGUGGGAUCUCCAACUGGAGUUGUUAUGUGCCGGUGUUGAAGUCCAGCGGAUUAUCCGGAUACCAGCGCGACGAUUUCAAUCGUCAUGUGGCGCCGGCGAGUGGCGAGCGUGGUCACGCGGCGGUGGUCGUCGACGUGCGCCGUCACGUGCGCCGACAGCCUCAUCGCACUCAUCAAGAAAGCGCCAGGUCGCAACGACACUGAUGAUGCGCGCGACGUCCUCCGCAACACCUCGGCCAUCGAUCUGAGUGUCACGGACGCCUAUGGCUCGACGGCGCUGACGCUGGCCGCCCGCGGAGGCCACCUCGAGCUCUGCCACGACCUCCUCGACGUACUGGACACGCCACGCAGCACGGCGCCGCGCGCGACGGUGUUGAACCAAGCCAACAUGUUUGGGUCGACGCCGCUCAUGUGUGCGAGCGCGUCGGGCCACGUGGACGUCUGUCACCUUCUGCUGGAGGCUGGUGUUGACGUCGACGUCCGUACGCGGUACGGCUCGACCGCGCUGAGCAAGGCGGCGGAAGCAGGCCACGCUGCGAUCGUCGACGCGCUGCUCGCUGCCGGUGCCACGUCAUCGCCCAACGCGCUGGGAAAAACACCGUUCGAGCUCGCGGAGGCCAAGGGCCAUGUUCUGCCCCAGCUUCAGGAGGCGCCCAUGAAGGACGAGCGAUGCAGCGCGCGGGUCACGAGCUGGCGAAGCGCGUCGCUGAUCGAAUGCCAAUUGACAUCAACCGGCGAGUUCGUGCUCGUCGAGAAAGCGGACGCCCGCCAACGCACGCCCAUCAACGCGGCGCUCGAGCUCACGUUUGCUGACGGCCGCUGGCACAUCGCGCACGUGCCUGCGUCGACUCGCCCUGCGAAGCAGCGCUGCUUGCACCCGCGACGACCGUUCGAGAAGAAGUGCGUCGACUGCCCCGACAAACGGUAACUGCGUAGGAGGACUACCAAGUCUAUGUACGAAUCAACGGUGGUCGCCAGACGUCGUAUCUAGAGACGAGUCUUUGACAGAGAAACGAUGCGUGCAUUCUUCCUGUAGCAACGACGUCAUGGCGACAGAGCACACACUUGAUAAUGCAGUGGGUGAAUGGCGUGGGGUCCAUCA
Saprolegnia diclina VS20 is the source of this 1175-nucleotide messenger RNA. RefSeq lists its product as hypothetical. The coding region runs from base 159 to 1001 and encodes 280 amino acids. Gene Ontology annotation, cellular component: ciliary inversin compartment. Gene Ontology annotation, molecular function: protein binding. The transcript is spliced from 2 exons. The record is from RefSeq and is a predicted model, not a curated record. Gene Ontology annotation, biological process: protein localization to ciliary inversin compartment. NCBI's taxonomy places the organism in Eukaryota, Oomycota, Saprolegniomycetes, Saprolegniales, Saprolegniaceae.